AUGCUCUUGGUAAAACAGUGUUUCGAGUGGUUCAAAAAAUUCAAAAGUGGUGAUUUUGACGUGAGAAACAAAGAGCGUGGGAAACCACCGAAAAAGUUUGCAGACAACAAAUUGCAAGCUUUAUUGGAUAAAGAUAAUACUCAAACUCAACAAAAACUCGCGGAUCAAUUGAAUGUGAUGCAGAAAGCCGUCUUCGUUCGUUUGAAAGCUAUGGGAAAAAUUCAGAAAGAGGUCGACCUUGGUGCCGGACGGUGUAUUGGGCAAAUUUCGACGAAGGCAACGUUGCUGAGAGCGUUCGAGAAGGUGACUCUAAAGGACAAGGUCUCAGUCAGCAAUACCGGUGACAGUGCGGAGCGGCGACAAUGGAACGACGGAGAUCAAUAUCGGCGGCCGGACGAGAAAACCAAGAGUGAAAAGAAGGAGGCGGCGAGUAACGAAACGGAGAGACGGUGCUUUAACUGCGAUCAGCGAGAAUACACGGCUGCAGAUUGUCCUACGAAAGCGCAGGGUGCGAAAUGUUUUCAGUGUGGUGAGCGAGGACACAUUGCCGCGAAAUGCACUAAGAAACAAAAUGUUGUGCAAAGCGUCGAGGUAACCACGACCAAGGAAAACAACAUGAUUAAUCAGAUCAUUAGCCGAAUCUGGGGCAUAGUGCCGAUUACGUUAAUCGUCGUACUCGCGCUGCUGUGUCUACUACUAAUAAUCCAUGUCGUGCGCAGCCGUUUCCGCGGCCGUCUAUCUUCGGAAGCAUCAUAUGCGCUGUAUCCGCAGCAAUAUUACAAGAGUGUGCCCGUGUACGAUAUGCUGAUGCAUCGGAACAAGAAGAUCAUACUUUUGCAAAAGACUGUUGAUCCCCAAAGAGAGCGCGACAAGCAAUGUGCGAAAGCAAAUUUUCAAUUUGCCAAAACUCUUUUAUACACAAUCGCCGAUGAGAUUUCGCAAAACUUGCGUAACAAUUGCGAUUCAGCAACGUCGAUGUCUAAACUCUUAAAUGGAUCCUUAUAAAUUGAGAUUAAAAUUAUUUGUGGAUAGAUAAAUGGCCCGUAGUGCAUAAAAAAUUAUUGAAAUGUUUCAAAAUUAUUUCUAAAAUUAUAUAGAAAAUGAUGGGUAAAAUAAACCGAUUUUAAGAUCAGAAUAGCAAGUAGAAAUGGUAUGUUUUGCGUAGCUUUUAGAUCUGAUUUUAUCUUUCAACAAACUUUAAUUUGUCAAAAAAGUAUUAAAAUUAGUAUAAAUUUAAACUAUUAAACAUUUAGUAUCAUAAAUUAUUAUUAUUGAGCUUUAAGAACAUAUUAAUUCGUUCACUUCAAGCAUAUUAUACAUAUAUUUCUGCAUAUCUAUUAUAUAUUUUGUACUAGUACAAAUAAUAAUACUCUCAUCUUUAAUAAUUCAUGUUCUGCUUGAUUAAAACAAUUAAAAAAAUUAAUAUCUAAAAACAAAGACAUUUAAGAAAAUUAUUAAUAAUUAUUCUAAGAAUAAUUAAUAAUUAAUUCUAAAAACGAAGGUAUUGUUGAUGAGAAUUAUUUUAAAUCUUGAUUUGGGAUCUGACAUCAUUCAUCAUGUCUUUUAAGAAAACUUUUAUGCAAAGUAUUUUUGUAUUGUAUUGUAGUAUUUUACUACUAGAAAUUGAAAGAUUCAAGCAAAAAAUAUUUUUAAACACUGCUUUAGCCGAAUAGGGUCUUUAUUAUUAUUAAUAAUUUGUUUACAUAUUGAUUGAUUUUUGUUUAAUAUUAUUUAUUUUCAGGGUUGGUAAGUAACUCAUUAUUCGUAACAAAGUUACACAAUUACUUUUCUCAGUAACUGUAACUUAACUUUAUUCGUCUUUAAAUUUAUUCGUCUUCAACAUUUGCGUUAAACAAAUUAAUGAGAUAAAUCAUCUUUGAGAAUAACAACAAUAUAAACAUUAACAUUGAGAUUAGCUCAUAUACAAAUUAAUAACAACGAUAGUGGCUAAUAAACGAGCAAAAAUUCAGGAUGUUCGUAUAAAGUGUAGUUUGUAUUUAAUAACAACUUUUUGUCACAAACGUUUCGACUGGGAGUCUUCUUCAGUGUGUAUAAUGACUUUUACAUUACAAUGCUAACAACUUUUUUUAAACGCGGCUUAAAGUUUGAAUAUGAUAAAGUAGUUAAAGUAGACCAUGAACUUUAACUACUGUAUCAUAUAAGUAAAUAAUUUAUUGUAGUAAUGUAAAAAUUCUAAAAACAUUUUUGUGUGUAUUUAAAAUAGUAUAGUGCAUAAACAUUAUAAGUUAAUAAACAAGUAACUGAAAAGUAACGUUACUUUUAAAUAACUAUAAUUCUCUAUAAUGUGUUACUUAGAGUUGGUAACUUGUAACUUUUUGAGAAAAAAAAAGUUAUCACUGUAACUAGUUAUUGCUACAAGGUAACUUUUCUAAUUCUGUUCAUUUUACUUCAGUUUUAUAUUUUCAUUAUCACAUCGUUCUUAUAAUAUCUUCUUAUAUAUUUAAUAGCUUCAUAAUUUUGAUAUUUUUCCGACAAAUUAAAAUUAUUUAAGUCAGAAUUAUUUAAGUCAGGAUUAAAUUCAGCAAGUUCAAGUAAUUACAUAAAGUAUACUCAUCAUUCUGAGAACCAAAAUCCGUUCGUUCUAUCCAUCGUCUUUUAUUAAGUUUAAGUGUCAAAAUUCUGUUAAAUUCGAGCAUAUAUGUAGUAAACUUUUCCUAUUCUUGCGAAUAAAAGAAGAUUCCUUUAAAAAUAGCAGCGGUUAAUUUGCAACUCGAUAUCUUAGAAGGAAAAUUCUUUGCUAAGCAUACGUACGUGAAACUGCCGUUAACAUCUCGCUAAUUCGACGUUAAAGCGAAUGCCGGCAGGAGCCGGAGAAUGUUGCGGAAUGUUGUGCACGAUAAUGCAUAAGGAAGUCUCUCUUUGGGUGUGGCUGAAAAUACUUUGAGUAGAUUCAAUAUUAUUUGUAAGCGGCAGUGAGUGUUGCGAACUUUGGGAAGGAGAAAAGGAAAAGAAUAAGCAAAGAGAAAACCGCCAAUUUGCACCAAUCUUGUACUACGUUUGUCGAAUCCUCUUGAAUCCUUUAACUUAAUAUGAAUACGUUGCGUAAUCUGUAAAUUAUAAUAUAAUUAAAAACGUAGCGUAAUUACUAUAAGAAUUAUUAAUAUAAGAAUAAGUUAAUAUAUUAAUUAAUGUAAGAACAAAUGUAUUAAUAUUAAUCCAUAAUAGGACUCUAACUUAAAUAAAAAAUCACACAUAAAAGAAACAGUUCUACACCGUAUAGUAUUAGUUCUCUUGAUCUCUGGACCAUCAUUAUCUCGUAUUAUAUUAAUGCAUGUUUACACAAAGUAAAAUGUAUUCAAAUUUUUUGUAUGCAGAUA
This is a messenger RNA of Solenopsis invicta (red fire ant), 3338 nucleotides long. RefSeq lists its product as uncharacterized. The transcript has 3 exons. Lineage: Eukaryota; Metazoa; Arthropoda; Insecta; Hymenoptera; Formicidae. The record is from RefSeq and is a predicted model, not a curated record. Bases 1 to 1005 code for a protein of 334 amino acids. Gene Ontology annotation, molecular function: zinc ion binding; nucleic acid binding.